UCCCCAAAGCAACAGACGGUGCAUAGAGAAUCUCCAAACUACCGACCAUUUCCUUCUCCACUAACUCCUAUUCCAACAAACCUCCGACCUUCGUGGCGACGACAUCGGUGACUCCUUUUUCAUAAGACCGAAGCAGCUGCAGUUCGCGCCACUUUUUUUCAAAGAGAGGUGGCAGAGGAGGUGGGGGUCCAGACAUGACUGCCGGUGACGCUAAUCAGUUGAUUUCUGUUCAACCCAAUGACCUCAAGUUCCUUUUUGAGCUAGACAAGCCAAUUUUGUGUAAUCUGCAACUGAUGAACAACACAGAUAACCAUGUGGCUUUUAAGGUUAAAACAACUUCACCUAAGAAGUACUUUGUGCGACCGAACACCGGUAUCGUAAUGCCUCAAGACUCAUGUAUCAUCAGAGUCACUCUCCAAGCCCAAAGCGAAUAUCCUCCCCAUAUGCAAUGCAAGGACAAAUUUCUGCUACAGAGUACUAUAGUGCCACCAAAUACUGAUGUAGAUGAUCUCCCAGCAGAUACUUUCAAUAAGGAUGGUUCUAAGGAGGUAAAGGAGUGCAAACUUAAAGUUUUCUAUGAAUCUCUCUCGGGUCAAGCAAAUUCAGAAAACGGAGGAUUAAAGAGCUUCACAUCACAAACCCCCGAUGCAAACUCGACCAUACAGCACCUUAAGGAUGAAAGAGAUGCUGCAGUUCGGCAAACAGUGCAGCUGCAACAAGACCUGGAUUUUCUCAAGAGGCAAAGGAGACGUAGGAACGACUCCGGCUUCUCCUUCAUGUUCGCAUCCGUUGUGGGACUGAUAGGGAUAAUGGUUGGUUUUCUGUUAAAUCUUUCCUUGGCUUCACCAUCGUCGGAAUGAAUAUACACCGUGUGUAGGAACCAGUGAUUUUGUUCAUCGUAUAAUGCCCGAGUGUUCAUGUUCUGCUUGAUGGAGAGUCUUCCCAUUUCCUUGCCUUUCUGUAUAUUUGAUCUUUGUCCAUAGCCAUAUGUUUUUGAUCAACUGCUUUUUGUUUUUGAAUUUGUU
This is a messenger RNA of Hibiscus syriacus, 1025 nucleotides long. RefSeq names its product vesicle-associated protein 2-1-like. The coding region runs from base 195 to 860 and encodes 221 amino acids. The record is from RefSeq and is a predicted model, not a curated record. Gene Ontology annotation, biological process: endoplasmic reticulum membrane organization. Gene Ontology annotation, cellular component: plasma membrane; endoplasmic reticulum membrane. NCBI's taxonomy places the organism in Eukaryota, Viridiplantae, Streptophyta, Magnoliopsida, Malvales, Malvaceae. The transcript has 8 exons.